GGAGGGGGAACCUGGAAUGGGAAAGGGGGGGUCAGAUAGGUAGGUGGUGACGACCAAGAAUCACAUCAACGCUAUGGACACCCACGCCCGGCCACAAUCUGUGUCUUGCUCUUGUGCCUCGUGGGAAACACAAAAAAAAAGACGGAAGAAUGGAGGACGAGGACGGGGACGAGGACUGGGACAGAGGUACCAAAAGCAUUUGAGUUUGGCUGGGCUGGGGUGGUGGAGGUGUUCGAUGCCCUGUCAAAUGGUCUGCUGGUCGGAGAAUUUUUAGUGCCUGGCUGUAAAAGUGACUUUGGUGCUGAAGGUCAACCGACAAUAAAAUGGCCAACUGCCCACCUCCCCCCUUCGUUUCCUUUCCUGCUUCAUUUCCCGUCUCAUUUUUGCCCUUUUUUUCUUCCCCUUCCCACCGUCUGGAUUGUUUUACAGCGUUGUUGCUGAUUCUGCUGCCAUAUGAACAAGGCGUUGCUAUCAUUCUUCAAGUCCCUUUGCCCCAGAACGGACCCAGCGCUGUUAGUGCAAACGGCCAGUGGGAGCAGCACAAGAAUAACAAGAUGACAACGACAACAUUUCCAGCGACACGUGGGGGGUUUGGGAAACUGAGGGAGAGGGAAUGAGAAACGAUGUCAUCAUCACCAGAUUCUCGACUACGACCAGCACUGGAUGGAUUGACGAGCAUGGGCUCAUUAGGGGUGGGAGGACCACCCAGGGCGGGCAGGCCAGGAUCACCUCCACGACCCCAAUCCACUUCGCUCAAAUCCGGGGCCCUGGGAAACGGCCUGAAUGAGACAGGACUGGGCCAUCAAACAUGCGACAACCUCCUCUGCUGGCAGUUCGACAACUGCAAGAGAGAAAGGGAAUGAGCAUGGCUGUUGUCAUUUUCAGGCUGGAAUGUGCGGCAAAACAGGCACCAGACGACUGCUGGGCCAAGUCCAAGUCAUGCGGUGAUUAUCGGCGGGGCAGCAAUGCGGGAGGUGCGGCGGUCUGUCGGCGGUCAAGCGAGUCGCCAAAUCUAGGCGCCGGUACAUCUUGGGCGUCGGCAAUGAGGACUCUUUCAAUUCUGGCGACACUCUUCAUACGGAUUUCUCCUCAUUUGUGUGACUUUUUUCCGUCACCGAGUGCUGCUCUUUGGGUUUGACUGUGGAGCGAUUGGCUGCUGGUCGGGCCAAAGCCCAUCCACCCAUUAUCAGCAUCUCUGUCCCAUCAUGAUCAAGACUUCAACGCCAACCAUCCACCACUCUGUCACCGGGUCGGCUACCCCUGAGUAUAAAGGGACAUGGCUGCCCAUCGGAAAACAUGCCCGUUCAUUUAUACUUCAUCCUCCUCGAGCUCGCUCCCGCAACAACCAUGGCACGAGCAUCGUGAGACCCUUCCCAGGAUGUCAAGAUCACCAUGAGCACACAGCAAAAACACCCUCACCUCCUAUUCUGGCUUUCGAAAAGUGUGACGCUUUGUUGGAUAUUGGACGGCCAGAAUUUCCCUGGUUUCUGAAGCCAAGGAAUAUCACUUUCGAUGCAUAAGGCGUCUCUGUUCAUGACCUUGUCAGAAACGGCUGACAGGGCUGUGAGGUGCCAUUGGAAAACGCUGGCCAUGAUGGUGAACGGCCAGAGCGUCAGAGGCUCAGACAGAGCCUUUGGUGGAAACACACGGUGCACGGGCCACUGUUUUGGAUGUCGCGCCUUAUCUGUGGCUCUGAUUGGUCAUAGAGAGCGGGAUGGACCCGCAAGACUAGGCCGUUUCAGGAGGGCCCCAAGGUUUGUCCGGCUGAAAAGCAACCAGCGUUCCUUUUCGCGGCGUGCGCUCUGUCACAGCACAGCACCACUGGACAGUGGACAUCCGACAAGCACGCGCGACCUGGGUACUGAGGUCUGGCAAAAGCCGGGACUUCGUGGUGGUGACUGUGGAAGUCUCGAGCUUUGGGUGACCACCCGAGAGGCGCUGACGGCGAAAAAUUCUCGCGGCUCCAGCAUCAACCUCCGGACUCUUAGUUUCGAUUGGAUAAACGACGGCGCUGUUCCCUCUCACAAUGGCAACGGCUUUGCGAUCGCCGACCCGGCUGCUGUUGCCGGCGUCAUGAUGGACCCUUCGGCCUUUAUGGGAAAUCCCGCCCAAUUCAACCCGCAGUUCGCGAACCCCCAGCAACUCGCCAUGCAGAAUACCCCGAUGCGCAAUGCCUCGCCGUCCUUUCCGAACGCGAUGUAUCAGACCAACUCAGUCAUCCCAUCGAAACGGGCUCGUCCCAGAGAAGAUAGCAUCGGACAGUCACCGCGACAGGCACCCGGCAUGCUGCCAACCUCACGCGCCGAGACACCCCAGCAGUCGCCGUUUCCGGGCUAUCAACCACCAGGCAUGGCGCAACAACAAGGUGGCCAGCCGUCCCCAUACCCUCAUCUUCAGCAAAACGGCUCGGCCAAUGCUACUCCGUCUCCCAUAAUGAGCAACCAGAUGCGGCCAGGCAGUGUGCCACAGAGGGUGUCGACCGCAUCUCCCCAUCCAUUCUCGCCUGCCGCGCAACAAUUCCCACAGACGUCGCCGGUUCCAUCUGAGCACGGAGGAAACCCGCAGGCUUUUAUGCAACAGAAUGCCUUUCCACAAGGCUUUAAUCCUCAAUUCACGGCCCAAUCUCCUGCGAGGCCGUCGCCGUCGCCUAAUCCCAUGGGAAACCCCAUGAUGGCUCAGCACAUGACCCAGAUGCAAGGUCAGCUUCCCCAGCAAAUACAACAGAUGCCUCAGCAAAUGCAAAAUCCAAUGGCGGGUCAGAUGCAAAACAUGAUGCUGCAGCAACAGAUGGGCCAAGGGCGCGGCGCAAUGGAUCCCCAAAAACAGCAGCAACUUCUGUAUCAAAUGCAGAUGCAGCAGCAGCGGUCACUACAACAGCAAAUCAAUGCUCAGAACAUGAUGCAAAUUGCUCCAAACGCAAACUUGACACCGGCUCAAAUCCAAGCCCAAGCUCACGUCCAGGCUCAAGUUCAGCACCAAGCUCAGCAGAGGAAUAUGAUGGCCGGCAGACCAGGUGUUCCGAACGGACAAAUGCCACCAGGAGGAAUGAGGCCCCAACAAGGCAUACCGGCACAACAGUUUUUGAGGCAGGUUCCUCCAGCCCAGUUUCUAAAUCAACUCCGCGCCUUUUUUGCCUCGAGCGGUCAGGUGAUGGACCAAACGGUUCCCACCAUUGGGAACCAGCCUAUCGAUCUACAAGCUUUGUUCCACGCAGUCAUGAAAUUUGGAGGAUACCGUGCCGUCACACAAUCAAAUGGUUGGGUCCAGGUAUCCAUGGCCCUGAAUAUCCACCCGCAGCAAGUACCGGCGGCACCCUCCCACUUCAAAGCAAUCUACGAGCGGUGGCUGUUCAAGUAUGAGGAAAUGGUCAAGAUGCGCAUGCAGCAGGGAGGGAUGCAGAAGGCUCCGCAGAUGGCCCCAGGAACGCCUACUAAGAUUAUGCCUCCUGGCCAGAUGCCGGGGCAGAUGAUGCAGCCCGGUCAGCCAUCACCACUCCAGCAAGGUCCGAUGCCGUCGCCAGCCAAGCCUCCAGGUGGACAGCAAGCCGGCAUGAACGGUUUCCCGGUUCACGGUCAACAGCCCAUGAUGCCUAGCCAGACCCACCAACAGCGCCACAGCUUGUCCAGAAGCAUACAGGCCACGCCCACGAAUGAGGACUUUUCUAUGCAGUCUCCUGCCCAAGGAAAACCUGGCAGCAUGUCUGUCCCCGGCUCGGCGCAGGCAGAAAAUCAGGGAAUGGCUGAGGAAUUGGCGGGCACCGCCAAGUUUGCCGCCCCCUUUGCCACGAAUCCCGAGGAGUACAUGCCGUCUUCUCGGGAACACAUAUCAUAUGGAGGAGUUGACGCUAGCCUGAUCAAGGUUGGCGAGGAGCUCCAAAACGCCAGGAUCGACCUGCCAGCUGCCUAUGAACUCGGGAAUGUCGAUCUCCAUGCUAUCACCAAGAGUCUCCAAAGCGGCAUUCAUGGCGAAGUUCGGCUUGCCCUCGAUGUCCUUGCAAGGAUUACGGCCAGUGACUUCCACUCUUUCGCGCCGACCAACACUAUCCCGAUCCCUCAAAUUGAACUCAAGUUCUGUCCCGAGCUAGUAGAGGCGCUAGUAGACUGCGCAGAAGAGCAGAUUGAGCUACUCGCCGAAAGUUCGGAGGAGGCGUCCAACGAGAUUGUUAUUUUGCCCUAUGAGGAUAUUGUCCGGGCUUGUCGCAUCGAUAGGCUUACCGUCAAGAGCAUCCCGGUCCAUGGUUCCUCGGAGUAUGACCUUGAGCGCGCGGCUGACAGGCUCAUAUGCAUCACAACUAUCUUCCGCAACAUGUCCUGGCGCGAUGAUAACCAUCCGGCUCUCGCCGAUGAAGCCGUCAUCAAGUUGUUGUGCGUGGUCAUUAGAUACAUGGGAACACGCGAAAUGCUGCUUCGGAGCAACGCAAACACACUGGAUAUCAUGAAGGAUCUGGUCACACUACUCAGCAACAUUGCUGGUGCGAUUGAAAUACCAGGGCGAGAACAGGCCUUUUGCCUGUUGCAAUUUCUGCUCGCCUUUGCACCCAAUCCACCCCCGACGAUGGUGAACGGCAAGCUGUACUUUUCAGUCUACGACCCUCGGUCGCACCCCUAUCUCCCACACGCCGUUGAUUCGCUGGCCAAACUACUCGCGCGGGACGAACCGAAUCGGACACACUACAAGGCCAUCUUCACGAAUGAGUCUAUGCUCAACACGUCUCCGCCCUGCGAACUGCUCACCAGAGCCUUUGCGCUUGCUAUCGCCCCUAUUCCCGACUGCACCAAGGAACCUCGCCACCCGUUGCCCCCGCUCGUCGAGGUUCGGAAACCCAUCAUCAUGCAAGGUCUCCUCGCUGCCGACAUUAUGGCCGGGCUGGCGCCGGAGUUUGACAGCGGAGUGGCGCGAUCAUGGCUGGCCUCGGGUAAUGGGUUUGCGCAGAACUUGUAUGCGCUCGUCCGGCAAAUCAGCAGUCUGUACGAAAACCAGGUUAUGAGGCCAGGGCGUGGCCCGCCAAAGCGAGAUGCCGAGCUCGUCUACAUCUCCUCGGUCGGCAUCAACUUGAUCAGGAGGUUGUGCGAGAAGGCUAGGGACCCCCACCGCCCAGCAGGUGAGAGCGGUAUUCCGCCCGAGAUCCUGCCGGCGAGGGAAAGUGUCUUGCAGGCUCUGCAGAUGCAUGCCAGGGAAUGGACCGUGGAAGGGAUGUUGACUGACUUGGUCGCGUAUGCCCGCCUGGUCCGCUGA
This is a messenger RNA of Podospora pseudocomata, 5235 nucleotides long. RefSeq lists its product as uncharacterized. NCBI's taxonomy places the organism in Eukaryota, Fungi, Ascomycota, Sordariomycetes, Sordariales, Podosporaceae. Gene Ontology annotation, biological process: regulation of transcription by RNA polymerase II. The coding region runs from base 1513 to 5235 and encodes 1240 amino acids. The transcript has 3 exons. The record is from RefSeq and is a predicted model, not a curated record. Gene Ontology annotation, cellular component: nucleus; SWI/SNF complex. Gene Ontology annotation, molecular function: transcription cis-regulatory region binding.